Molecule: messenger RNA, 1866 nt
Organism: Punica granatum (pomegranate)
Lineage: Eukaryota; Viridiplantae; Streptophyta; Magnoliopsida; Myrtales; Lythraceae
Source: RefSeq, a predicted model, not a curated record
CAAGUUGAUCGAAAACCAAUCAAGCGAGUCGUUAAAUAAGAGAGAGAGAGAGAGUCGGCCGAGUCUUGCCCUAGGUAACCGUUUCCCCUCAAUUCAGCUGAGGCCAGCCAAGGAUCCCUCCUUGACAGUCGUUCCCUCCUCGUGUCUGUGGGAUUCCGAUCGUGUUGUUGAUCGCGGACUGGAGUUCCUAGGAUCGUGUGGACGAUUCUCUGGGCGAGUAACCGUUCGUGUGGACGAACUAGAGGCCAAGCACUUGAACGACUUAUUUCAAUCCGAUCGAUUCAAAAGUGUAGUAGCACCUGCACUAGCACUAGCUGGACAUAGUGUCAGUGUGCCAAGAUGAACAAAAUCCUUUUCCGGGAGAUCGCCAUUGCGGCGUUUCUCUUCUUCGUCGUUAGGCUGUUUGUGAACACCCUCUCCAGCCGGAAGCGCCCAAGGAAGCUGCCCCCGGGCCCGAAAGGGUGGCCAAUCAUUGGGGCCCUGCCACUGCUGGGGAGCAUGCCCCACGUUGCCCUGGCCAAGAUGGCCAAGAAGUACGGGCCGGUGAUGUACCUGAAGAUGGGUACCUGCAACAUGGUUGUCGCCUCGACCCCAAAUGCUGCCCGGGCAUUCCUGAAAACCCUGGACAUCAACUUCUCAAACCGGCCUCCCAAUGCCGGCGCGACCCACCUGGCCUACAAUGCACAGGACAUGGUUUUCGCCGACUACGGGCCGAGGUGGAAGCUGCUGAGGAAGCUGAGCAACCUACAUAUGCUCGGAGGAAAGGCCCUCGAAGACUGGGCUCGGGUACGAGAGUUUGAGGUCGGGCACAUGCUCCAAGCCAUGUGCGAAGUCAGCAAACGCGGCGAGCCCGUGGUCGUGCCCGAGAUGCUGACUUACGCUAUGGCAAACAUGAUCGGGCAGGUGAUACUCAGCCGGAGGGUGUUCGUGAUGAAGGGAUCAGAAUCCAACGAGUUCAAAGACAUGGUGGUGGAGCUGAUGACUUCGGCGGGGUUCUUCAACAUUGGGGAUUUCAUACCAUCCAUCGCGUGGAUGGACCUGCAGGGGAUCGAGGGAGGGAUGAAGAAGCUGCACAAGAAGUUCGACGUGCUGAUAACGAAAAUGAUCAAGCAGCACGCUGCAACAGCCCGCGAGCGCAAAGGGAAGCCCGAUUUCCUCGACGUCGUGAUGGCCAACUCCGAGCUCUCGGAGGGAGAGCGACUGACUGUAAUUAACAUUAAGGCACUCCUUUUGAAUUUAUUUACUGCGGGGACCGAUACCUCGUCGAGCAUCAUAGAGUGGGCGCUUGCGGAGAUGCUGAUGAAUCCUAAGAUCUUCAAGCGGGCCCAUGAGGAGAUGGACCGGGUCAUCGGCCGCAACCGGCGACUCCAGGAGUCCGACAUCCCGAAGCUCCCUUACCUUCAGGCCAUCUGCAAGGAGUCCAUGAGGAAGCACCCCUCAACGCCCCUGAACCUGCCCAGGGUCUCGACCAAGCCGUGCGAGGUCAACGGGUACUACAUCCCCAAGGGGACCAGGCUGAGUGUUAACAUUUGGGCGAUUGGGCGGGACCCAGACGUGUGGGAGAACCCGCUGGACUUCACCCCGGAGAGGUUCCUCGACGAGAGGUACUCCAAGAUCGACCCGCGGGGGAACGACUUCGAGCUGAUCCCGUUUGGGGCUGGGAGGAGGAUCUGCGCCGGGACAAGGAUGGGAAUUGUGCUCGUCGAGUACAUACUGGGGUCGCUGUUGCACUCGUUCGAGUGGAAGCUACCAAGCGGCGUCGGCGAGCUCAACAUGGACGAGGCGUUCGGGCUGGCGUUGCAGAAGGCCGUGCCUCUCUCGGCCCUCUGUAGCCCUAGGCUUUCUCCUAGUGCGUAUGCAUCUUAA